This is a messenger RNA of Cercospora beticola, 633 nucleotides long. RefSeq lists its product as uncharacterized. NCBI's taxonomy places the organism in Eukaryota, Fungi, Ascomycota, Dothideomycetes, Mycosphaerellales, Mycosphaerellaceae. The record is from RefSeq and is a predicted model, not a curated record.
AUGAACCCAACAGACAGCGGCGUGCCAAAAGGCGCUUCCCUGCCACCGGCCGGUAUUCCGGUCGGUAUUCUCGAGUUACUCUGCUUUUACCCCAAUCACUUCCAAGUGAUUGAGUUGGCGCAGCGAGCGUCUCGAGAGGGUUGGUCGCCACCAAUGAUGGCGAGAGUGCAGCUUUGGUCAAGAGAUGGCAACUUUUCGGCCAUCCAUGGCCGUCGCAACGACACGCUGCGGCAGCAAUUUUCAGCGGCGUUCAGUGCUCAAGGCACCACCAUGACGGCCUACAAGGCCUCUGCAGCUGGCCGACCGUUCGAUCAAACCGACGGUCCAACAUUCACCCAGCUGUACGAAGUCAGCAACGUCACGCUGGGUAGCCAUGCCUCCGGCCCACCGUCCCUGCACCAGCUUACAAAUGGUGUUGUCAACUUUCCGGCCGGCCAGGACGCUGGGGUGCUGACGCAGGCACUACAAUGGGCACAAGCACGGGGCAACGCGGUGCUCUCGACGAUGACCACCGACGACCUACCGACGAUCAUCGCAGCACAGGGCUUCACCAACCCUGCUGACGCCUCAACACCCGAUUGGGACAAGAGGGCUCUUGCUCGGGCUCUUUUGAACGUCCCUCCGCCGCAGUGA